AUGGGUUCACCAAAAACACACCCUAAAGGGUUAAACCUGAAGAAGACCACUUCAGUCAUUCUGAUUCUGAUUCUCAUCAUCUCUCUCACACUGCUGUUUCCUUCUAAUUCAGAUGGGUCAGAUUCUGCAGAAGAUAUAAAGCAGAAGAAACUGGCAUUAGGGUCAAGGCCUCCUGGGUGUUUCAACAAGUGCUUUGGAUGCAAUCCUUGCAGGGCCACUUUGGUAAUCUCCUCACGCCAUAAAUCAGACAUGGCACCAUCAGUUCGUCAGAAGGAUCAUGAGGGAUAUUAUCUUCUGUCAUGGAAAUGCAAAUGCGGUAACAAGCUCUUUGAACCUUGA
Neltuma alba is the source of this 339-nucleotide messenger RNA. RefSeq names its product EPIDERMAL PATTERNING FACTOR-like protein 8. The record is from RefSeq and is a predicted model, not a curated record. NCBI's taxonomy places the organism in Eukaryota, Viridiplantae, Streptophyta, Magnoliopsida, Fabales, Fabaceae. The transcript has 2 exons. Gene Ontology annotation, biological process: stomatal complex development; guard cell differentiation. The coding region runs from base 1 to 339 and encodes 112 amino acids.